Messenger RNA from Pelmatolapia mariae (spotted tilapia), 1689 nucleotides. RefSeq names its product outer dynein arm docking complex subunit 1 (gene odad1). Gene Ontology annotation, cellular component: axoneme. Lineage: Eukaryota; Metazoa; Chordata; Actinopteri; Cichliformes; Cichlidae. The transcript has 14 exons. Bases 1 to 1689 code for a protein of 562 amino acids. Gene Ontology annotation, biological process: cilium movement; outer dynein arm assembly. The record is from RefSeq and is a predicted model, not a curated record.
AUGCCUCGAGGAAGAUCAGCCGUAAGCGCACGCUCAGAUAACAGUGAGGUUGAUGUUGAUGGAGCAGUAGAAGAGAUCGCCAAAUUGCAGAGACAGUUCAGGAUCAUGGAAGGAGAUCUGCAGGCCUACAACAUGCAGACCCGGAAACAGAUCCGCAAACAACAGCAGGAGAUAGAGGUGCUGCAGAAGGAGCAGGAGGAACUGCAACGAAACCUCGGUGCCUGUAACAGCUUGGCCCGUCAACAGCAGGAAAACAAGGACAUCCAGACUAUUCAGGUCCUGCUUGAGCAGAGAGAAAUGCUGGAAGAAGAGCUGCAGAAAGGCAAAGAAUGCCAGCAAGAGCUGCAGAAGGAGAUCUCCAGCAUGGAGUUGAAGCUAGCAGAGUUGAGAAAUGGAGCCGUUAGUAAUAGUAAUGCUCAAAGUUCCCCAGAACAGCGAAUCCAAAAGUCCAUACGCACUAUGGAAUACAAACUGAACAGAGCCUUGACUCGCUUAAAUAAGCAGUUGACCAAAAACAGCCAAGUGAGAGAGGAGCUGCAUACUCUUUAUAUUGAGCGUGUUCGUUUUCAGCAACUACACAACAGGCUAAGCAAGGAACUGCAGGAAGUACACAAGAAAAUUGGAGAAGUAAUCAACCAGUCCUCUGCUGCUUAUGACACAAGGGUGGAGGCUCACUCCAAGGCGACAAUGAUAAAAGAGAAGGCACUGAAGGACCGUGACCAGUACAGCGCUGAGUUGAAGGAGCUGGAGAGGGUUAUUGCGCAUGAGUCCACCCUGAAAACGUUCAUGAUCGUCAAGUGCAGUGAUGCAGGCAGGCAGGACGACGAGCAUGAAAUGGGACCUGGACAAUCUUUGGAGCCGAAAGAGCAGUCCAGGAUGGACUCUGGAGAAGAGUCACUGGAUGCUCUAGAGGAGGCGUUUGAAAGGAUUCGGAUUGCUACAGGGGAGGAGAACCUGGACCAGCUGGUCACCAGGUACAUUCAGGUUGAAGACCGGAACUUUGCACUUUUCAAUUUUGUUAAUGAGCAAACCAAUGAGGCUGAGGCACUGAAGGAAGAAAUUAGCAAGAUCAAACAAGACAUGGAGCAGUUUCGGGUUAAAGGUUUACAGCAGGAACGAGAGCACCGAUCUUUGUUGCAAGAUAUUGAUAAGCAACUAGAGGGAGUUUUAUCUCAAAGAAAGGCCAACGAGAACCGAGCCAGCAUCAUAAGCGAGAUCCUGGACAAGACUAAAACGGGUGUAAACAACAUCUUCACUAAAGUAGAGUGCGACCGCUCAGCGAUAGAAGAUAUGCUGGGCUCCUCCAGUGGGAUCACUGAGAACAACAUAAUGUCCUACCUCAGCUUAGUGGAGCAGAAGACCAACGAACUGCUCACUGUGCAGGCUUUCCUCAGUACUAAAGAUCUAGAAGACCCGGCGAGCUUCCCUUUGGGUCAGAAUCCAAAACUACUUCAGCAGAAUAUCAGCAUCCAACCUGCAGUCAACAGCGUGGCGUAUGAUGCAGAAGAGUCUCCUGUUACUGAUGAAGAAGAACGGCCACUCUCACAAGGGGAACUUCGCCAAAGGAUAAUGAAGGGAGUUCUGGAGAAAGAGUUCUGCACGACAGGCAGCAACAAGACCAUCAAAGAUCAGUCUGCAGUUCAGAGUCAGAUCACACCCACCGGAAGAGGCAGUAAUCUGAAACACUAA